Messenger RNA from Penicillium olsonii, 3393 nucleotides. NCBI's taxonomy places the organism in Eukaryota, Fungi, Ascomycota, Eurotiomycetes, Eurotiales, Aspergillaceae. The record is from the annotation of a GenBank genome assembly.
AUGGCUACCUCGUUCAUUUCCAGGCAGCUUCGCACCAAUGAGGAGGACCCGGAGGCUCGCCCCAGUUGGAUUCGCCGCCAGGUCGUUUCCGGGCUUGAGUCCAUCUCUCGCCGGGCCUGCAUUCACCCGAUCCACACCCUCGUAGUGAUCGCCAUUCUCGCUAGUACAACUUAUGUGGGUCUUCUAGAAGGAAGCCUGCUGGACUCUGCCCGGGAUAGUCACAGUGUUGCCGGACAGGUGGAUGCAGACGCCCUGCUCCAAGGAAGCCGCAACUUGCGACUUGGUGAAUCUACUUCGUGGAAGUGGCAGGUCGACGACCUCUGGACUGACGAGACCGAGAAGCCCGCUGCCCAGCACUUGGCCCUGGCCACCCUUAUCUUCCCGGACUCUGCUUCCAACUCAGUUUCCACCGCUCCCUCGGCGAAGGAUGUCCCCAUUCCCGCCAACGUCUCCGCCACAUCGGUCCCUUACACCCCAAACCUGUUCUCGCAAUUCACUUCCGACUCUUCUUUGGCGUACACCGUGCCCUUUGAGCAGGCCUCGGAGCUCCUGAGAGCUGUGCAGGAGAUUCCCCAUGCCUCUACCGAAGAGGAUGAGGAGGAAUCCAAGAAAUGGAUCAUGCGCGCUGCUCGUGGCCCUGCGUACGGUUCCGGCCGAGCUGUGAAACUUUGGUUUGCAGAUGCCUGGAACUCGUUUGUGGAUUUGAUUAAGCAUGCCGAAACCAUUGAUAUCGUGAUCAUGGCCCUCGGAUACAUUUCCAUGCAUCUGAGCUUCGUGUCGCUCUUCUUCUCAAUGCGCCGAUUGGGCUCAAACUUCUGGCUCGCGGCCACUGUCCUCCUUUCUGGGGCCUUUGCUUUCCUGUUUGGUUUACACGUGACCACUAAGCUCGGUGUGCCUAUCAACCUGCUUCUGCUCUCCGAGGGUCUGCCUUUCCUGGUGGUGACAAUUGGCUUUGAGAAGCCAAUCAUGUUGACUCGGGCUGUGUUGAAGGCUUCUGCGGACAACCGCCGUCCUCGUCCCGGUGCUGCCCCACGUGCCUCGGCGUCAAGUGCCCCCAGAUCCAUCCAGGACUCCAUCACCGCUGCCAUUAAGGAUCAAGGUUUCGAGAUUGUUCAGCACUACUGCAUUGAGAUUGGUUUGCUGGCUUUGGGCGCGGCCUCUGGUGUCCAGGGCGGCCUUCAGCAAUUCUGCUUCCUCGCUGCAUUGAUUUUGUUCUUUGACUGUGUUCUUCUCUUCACUUUCUAUACCACUAUUCUCUGUAUCAAGCUUGAGAUCACUCGCAUCAAGCGCCAUGUGGCGCUUCGCAAGGCCUUGGAAGAGGAUGGCAUUACCCAGAGUGUCGCUGAGAACGUUGCUUCCAGCAAUGAUUGGCCCGGCGCAGCUUCUGGCAACAUCGAAGCUGACACCAGCAUUUUCGGACGCAAGGUUAAGUCUAGCAAUGUACGCCGGUUCAAGAUCCUCAUGGUUGGUGGUUUGAUCCUGGUCAAUGUCAUCAACAUGUCAGCUAUUCCUUUCCGGAACACUGCCAACGGUAGCCUGGUCCUUGGUUUCUCCAGCGUCCUCGCUCCUACCCCCAUUGAUCCUUUCAAGGUUGCCGAGAAUGGUCUGGAUGCCGUCUACGUGGCAGCCAAGAGCCAAAAGCUUGAGACUGUUGUUACGAUUCUAUCUCCCAUCAAGUACAAGUUGGAAUACCCAUCUGUCCACUACGCUGCCGCUCUCGAGUCCUCUUCCUUUGAUAUCGAAUACUCGGAUCAGUUCUUGGAUGCCGUUGGUGGCAAGGUUCUCGAAAGUUUGCUCAAGAGCGUCGAGGACCCCUUCAUCAGCAAGUGGAUUAUUGCUGCUCUGACUCUGAGCAUCAUUCUCAACGGUUAUUUGUUCAACGCUGCUCGCUGGAGCAUCAAGGAGCCCGAGGCCGCCCCCGUGGCUCCCGUGGAACCCGUCGCGGCCCCCAAGGUGUACCCCAAGUUUGAGCCCAACGAGACCGAGUCCAACCGGACAGCCGAGGAGUGUGAGGCACUGCUCAAGGCAAAGCGUGCUCCCACUCUCAACGAUGAGGAACUGAUCGACCUUUCUCUCCGCGGAAAGCUUCCUGGUUACGCCCUGGAGAAGUCUAUGGAAGAUGAAACUCUCAUGAGCCGUGUUGAUGCCUUCACCCGCGCCGUGAAGAUCCGCCGUUCCGUCGUUGCCCGUACUCCCGCUACCUCUGCCAUCACUGCCACCUUGGAAGAAUCCAAGCUUCCUUACAAGGAUUACAACUACGGUCUCGUCCACGGUGCCUGCUGUGAAAACGUUAUUGGUUAUCUGCCCCUUCCUCUCGGUGUCGCUGGUCCCAUCAACAUCGAUGGACAAAUGUACUUUAUUCCCAUGGCCACAACCGAAGGUGUGUUGGUGGCUAGUACCAGCCGUGGCUCUAAGGCUAUCAACGCCGGUGGCGGUGCAGUAACCGUUCUGACUGGGGACGGUAUGACUCGUGGACCUUGCGUGACUUUCCCUACCCUGGCCCGGGCCGCCGCUGCCAAGGUCUGGAUUGAUUCCGAGGAAGGACGCAGCAUCAUUACCGCCGCUUUCAACUCCACCAGUCGUUUCGCCCGUCUCCAGAGCCUCAAGACUGCCCUCGCCGGCACUUACCUCUACAUCCGUUUCAAGACCACCACUGGUGAUGCUAUGGGUAUGAACAUGAUUUCCAAGGGUUGCGAGAAGGCGCUGGACGUUAUGUCCAAAGAAUGUGGAUUCGAUGACAUGGCUAUUAUCUCUCUCUCCGGUAACUUCUGCACGGACAAGAAGUCCGCCGCGAUCAACUGGACUGACGGCCGUGGCAAGUCUGUUGUGGCGGAGGCCAUCAUCCCUGGUGACAUCGUCAAGAGCGUGCUCAAGAGCGAUGUCAACGCCCUUGUCGAGCUGAACGUCAGCAAGAACUUGAUUGGCAGUGCCAUGGCAGGCAGCUUGGGCGGUUUCAACGCCCACGCUUCCAACAUUGUGUCUGCUAUCUUCCUGGCCACUGGCCAAGAUCCUGCCCAGAACGUCGAGAGCAGCAGUUGUAUCACCACCAUGAAGAACAACAACGGCAACCUUCAAAUUGCUGUAUCCAUGCCCUCCAUCGAGGUCGGCACCAUUGGCGGAGGUACCAUCCUCGAAGGCCAAGGAGCCAUGCUGGAUCUCCUGGGAGUCCGUGGAGCUCACCCCACUACCCCCGGUGAGAACGCUCGCCAACUCUCCCGUAUCAUUGCCGCCGCCGUUCUCGCCGGUGAGCUCAGCCUGUGCGCUGCCCUCGCGGCCGGUCACCUUGUCAAGGCCCACAUGGCGCACAACCGCAGCGCAGCGCCCACCCGGUCCUCGACGCCGGUGUCCUCGGCUGUCGGUGCUGCCCGCGGCCUCUCCAUGACCUCCAAGUAA